Molecule: messenger RNA, 2167 nt
Organism: Anneissia japonica
Lineage: Eukaryota; Metazoa; Echinodermata; Crinoidea; Comatulida; Comatulidae
Product: ras-related protein Rab-14
Exons: 7
Coding region: 110-757 (215 amino acids)
Biological process (GO): defense response to bacterium; Golgi to endosome transport; phagosome maturation
Cellular component (GO): trans-Golgi network; recycling endosome; phagocytic vesicle
Molecular function (GO): GTP binding; GTPase activity
Source: RefSeq, a predicted model, not a curated record
GUAGUUCGCCCUCUAGUAGCAAGAUGACGUCAUGUGUAUGAUAGUGUCUCGCCAUCUUUUCACUCCCUUUCAAUUUUGAGUCUGCUUUAGUUCGCAAAGAGAUCUCAACAUGGCUGCAGGUCCAUACAACUAUUCUUAUAUAUUCAAGUACAUUAUUAUAGGAGACAUGGGUGUUGGAAAAUCCUGUUUGUUACACCAGUUUACAGAAAAGAAAUUUAUGGCGGACUGCCCUCACACAAUUGGUGUUGAAUUUGGAACGAGGAUAAUUGAGGUAUCUGGCCAAAAAAUCAAAUUACAGAUAUGGGACACUGCUGGACAGGAACGAUUCAGGGCUGUAACCAGAAGUUAUUAUCGAGGGGCUGCAGGUGCAUUAAUGGUAUAUGAUAUAACACGGCGAAGUACAUAUAAUCACUUGAGUAGCUGGCUAACAGAUGCUAGGAAUCUUACAAAUCCAAAUACAGUAAUCUUCCUGAUUGGGAACAAGUCUGAUUUAGAAGCUCAAAGAGAUGUAACAUAUGAAGAGGCCAAACAAUUCGCUGAGGAAAAUGGACUGUUAUUUCUGGAAGCAAGUGCAAAAACUGGUGAAAAUGUUGAAGAAGCAUUUUUGGACACAGCAAAAAAGAUAUAUCAAAACAUUCAGGAUGGAAGUUUGGACUUGAAUGCUGCAGAAUCAGGAGUUCAACAUAAGCCAUCAGCACCCAGAUCAAAUGCUUUAAACAGCGAUCAGCAACAAAAUAAAGAAGGAUGCGCCUGCUAACGUCAUCCAAUCAAAUAUAUAUAGAAUUACUCAGUUGUAUAUAUACUGCAAUUUUAUCCAAAAUGGUUUGAAUAUGAUCAGUGCUGAAACAGUUAAAUACACAAGUACCAUGUGAGAGACUAGUUUAUCUUUCGUUCCAAAACUUUCAAAAAUGACAAAAAAAAAAUCAUCUGUAAAAAGAGAUACUAAAAUUACUAUAUGAAGCCAAUGUUAUUAAAGAGCUUCAUUAAUUUUAUUUAUGCUGAAAUCUGUCAGUACCUGUAUUGUUAUGUGUUGGAUUUAUGUACAUUACAUUGAAUAAGUAAUAAUUAUCCAUGUCAUAUUAGGUCCAAAGGCAUCAUAUUGAAUUAACACCAUGUAUAACACCAAGUGUGUAGUUUGUGGGUUAACUUGCAGAAGAAUUAGCUUACAAUGCUGAUUUUGUGAGUACUGACCUGAAAGCAGUAACAAUUUUAAUAACAUACUAUAUUUCUUCCAUCUAUAAAUAUAUUUUUCCAUGCGCAUCUAGUUUCAGUUGUUGGUUCUAGAUCUUGUGGAGUAUGUCUGAGUAUAUAUUGGAAGGGGCCACUUAGAUUAAUAGAUGUCGGAGUAUGAAUGUAAUAUCCAUUAAUAUUUAAGCAGUGGGGUAUUUUACCGUAAGCGAAGUACAAUCAGAGUUCAAACCUAGGGUUGAGAGUUCAAAUCUCGAAUUGAUCAUACUUCCCUCUUUUGGAAGAUUUUGAAACUGAUGAAUUAAUUCAAUCAAUUUUUUUUCUAUUCGCAAGCUACUGUAUCCAAAUUUUGUUUCUUUUAUUCGAUACUUUGGCAUUAGAAACAUACGUUUAAACCUUUCACAUGACGAUCAGUGGCCAAGCCUUUGCAAUAAUAAGUUAAAACCAUUAUCGAACUGGCUCACUGAACUGAAUAUGCCUUAUUGAUAAUGAAGAAAUAAUAUCUGGAUAUGGGUACAUCAAAUUUACAUUCUUCAUGUCAGACUUUCCACUUCAGAUUUAUUAAAAAAUCUAUUAAUAAUAAUUGGAGAUGGUGCUUAAGUUUGUGUGUCAAUUGGCAAUUCAUUUUAAUGAAAAACAUUCAUAAGUAAUAAGAACACCCCAAAAAGAUGACUUUUACAUAUUGUACAUAUGAACAAUGCUAAGCACUAAUACAGGUCUCCCUCCAAUUAAUGACCACUUUUGGGACCGGUGUUUUGUUGGCCUGUAGCCAGGGCUGCCAAGAGGGGAAACUGUAACGGGCAAGGGUUGGUGUGGGCCCUCAACUAGGAGCGCGAGAAAGAUUGCGCUGAAAGCGCAAACAAUUUUUUUUUUGCCUGUGAAUGUGGAGGGGCCCAUAAUUAAGUGACCCAUGCCAUUAUUGAGGGCCCAUGAUAGUAAAUAUUAUUUUUGAAAAAAAUAUUGAAAAAAAAAAAUGCUA